AUGGCGCCUCACGCCGCAGCGCAGGCGUCCUAUCAGCAGAAGGAUAGCUUGAGGGAGGGUGCAAAGUAUGGCCUCAUCGGAGCUGCGAGCGGCCUCACCCUCUCUGCGCUGCAGAAUUCCCUCGCCCGCCGCAACCUCGGAAUGUUGACAGUUUUUCACGGACAGGCCAUUUUAUCGGAUAUUCCUGUGACUGUUGCCAUCGCGGCCCUUGGGUUCACGAAGAAUGCCGCUGCCAACCUGCGUGAAAAGGAUGACCACUGGAACUCGGUAAUCGGUGGCGCCUUCGGUGGUGCCAUUGCCGGUAUCUCUCACAAGCGAUUGCCUAUCGUCGUCGGCUGCGGUGCUGGUCUCGCUGCCCUUCUUGGUGUCUUUGAGUACACUGGUGGCCGCUUCGACGGUUACUACAACAGGAGGCCGGAAGAGGAUGAGUUCGACAGGAAACAGAGGUUGCGAGAAAACAGGCGGAGACCCAUCGAGGAGACGAUUCGUGACGUUGGCGAAGGCAGGGGCAUUUGCCCUCCCGGAUACGAGGACAGGCGGCGAGAGAGAAUCAAGGAGAAGUAUGGCUUCGAGAUCAACCCAGUCAAGGCGACGGCCGACUAA
Parascedosporium putredinis is the source of this 603-nucleotide messenger RNA. Lineage: Eukaryota; Fungi; Ascomycota; Sordariomycetes; Microascales; Microascaceae. The record is from the annotation of a GenBank genome assembly.